CUCCGAACUCAACUCGUGCAUGUACGUUUUCAUCGGUUUUGUUGGCAUGACAGGAUUCUUAAUUUAGAGAUAGGCAUUUACUUAGAUGAUUAAUAUUUCGUUUCUCGGAACAAAGCAACAUUUAUUUUUGCUAGAUUUGUUUGUUAUAAAUAAAACCGCGUCAAAUAAGCAUAAUUACCAAAUUAAUCUAUACAUGCCUUUUUACAAGUUAAGGAUGUUUUUAUAAGUUAUAGAAAAAUUCGUUAUUUCGUUUUCGCGGAGCUUACUCAUACCGAGAAUUAAAAAAUUUAUUUGAUUGUGAAAAAAAUUUUCCUUAAAAAAUAUAUCUUGAGGACAUCUAAGGGAAAUGUUCAGUGCAGGAAGAAGUUGCUUGGUAAGAGUGGCAAGAAGUGCUAAAAGUUUGUAUCUAAACAGCCAGAGGUCAAUGCCUUCGAAGCCUGAGCUUAAAACUUUACCAAUUUUCCAGUAUCCAAUAAGCCAAAAAGGUGAUCGCAGAGUAUAUGUGUGGGGUCUUGCAGCUCAUGGUGCUCUUGGAGAUCCGAGAGCGAUGAAAAAGAAUGGAGUCUCAUAUAUCUCAAAACCAAAAAGAUUAUCUUUUGCCGAGCGACAUAAAGUGACAGAUAUUGCCUGUGGGUAUGGCUUUACAGCUUAUGCUGUACAUUCUUUGGAUGGAAACAUUGUUUAUGGGACUGGCAUAAAUACAGAUUCGCAACUUGGUCACAAUCUUGAUGAGAAGUUUUUUAAUAUGAUAUUUGUCCCAAGACCGAUAACUUUACCAUUGAAAAACAAUUCGUCUAUGAUUAUAGACAUGGCCGCUGGAAGGGCGCAUUUAUUAAUAUUAACAACAGAGGGUCUGUUCACAUUAGGUAACAAUGCGUAUGGUCAAUGCGGCAGGCCGAUUAUAUUAAAUGAAAAUUAUGAGAAAAGUAUGACUGUACAUUGUAUACCCGACAUUAAAGGAAACAAAAUUGUCGCGGUGACAGCUGGUCAAGAUCAUAGCAUACUCUUGACAGAGACAGGUGAGAUAUACACAUUUGGCUGGGGUGCUGAUGGACAGACGGGUCUUGCACAUUAUCAAAAUGAACAUCGACCGAGUUUGGUUAAGGGUGAUCUAGCGGGACAGCGCAUAGUUAAAGUUACCUGUGCUGCUGAUUGUGUUUUAGCUCUUAGCGAUAAAGGAAAAGUAUAUGGUUGGGGUAAUUCGGAAUAUGGUCAAUUACCAGUCAGAGAAGAUAGUUAUCAAGUAAACAUUGCUACAGAAUUAGAUACACGGGAGUUAGGACAUAUUAUAGAUAUUGCAUCAGGUGGAUGUUUUUGUAUGGUUUUAAACAAUGAUGGUAAUGUCUAUGUGUGGGGAUACGGUAUACUCGGUUUUGGGCCUCAAGUGCAGAAAAUAUCAAAACCAACCCUGAUUUCUCCCACGUUAUUUGGCAAUAAUAUAUAUAAUCGUAAUGUCAAGGUAUCAAGCAUAUAUUGUGGAAUUAGUCAAUUGGCGGCACUAACUAACAUGGGAGAUUUAUACAUGUGGGGUUGCAAUAAAUUUGGAUCUUUAGGAUUAGGGCACACAAAAAAUCAAUUUUUUCCUUUAAGGGUUGCAGUGGGAGCUCAAGUGAAAAAGAUUACCUGUGGUGUGGACCAUACAGUGGCUCUUUGUAAACCUUUUAUUUAAAGCAAAUUCCAUUUAUUUAAGUGUCAGUUUAUUUAUUCAAGCAAGUUUUACAAUAUUUGUCGUAUUUCAAAGUUUUAAAACAUCGUCAAUAUAUAAAUACAUAUAGUGACUACAAAAUAUCUCACAUGCCUCACAUCAGGCAGUAAAAGGGCAGUACUAAGUGAUAUUUACAAUUCUAAUUCUAAUUUGACUAAUGUUGUAACACAUUGAUGCAAUCUUGUUUGUUAAAAAAAAUUAACUUAUAUAAUUUUUUAUACCAUUUGCUAUAAAAAUGUGUAUAACGUACUUAUGAUUAAAACAAAAAUGUUGAGCAUGUUUAUGUUUGCGUUACUUUCACAUACCAAAUUUUCAUAGGAAAUGGUGUACUUAAUCAUAUGAGGAAAUCUGCACACAGCUGGAUCUAAAAAAAAAUACAUAUAGAAAAUAAGAAAAGAAGUUAACAUCUUGAUCAACAUGUAUUUAGCAAUAUUGAGUAACAAGUAAUUAAAACGUGAAAUGUUAAAUAAUAAACUUAUAAUGUUAACAAUUUUUAA
This is a messenger RNA of Monomorium pharaonis (pharaoh ant), 2202 nucleotides long. RefSeq names its product RCC1-like G exchanging factor-like protein. The transcript is spliced from 8 exons. NCBI's taxonomy places the organism in Eukaryota, Metazoa, Arthropoda, Insecta, Hymenoptera, Formicidae. The record is from RefSeq and is a predicted model, not a curated record. The coding region runs from base 347 to 1669 and encodes 440 amino acids.